AUGUUGACCACAGAGCAGAGAGGAGAGCUGCCCAAGACCAUGACUGACAUGUACUCUCACUUCCUGCUGGUCCAGACCAGGAGGAAGAAGAACAAGUACCAUGAAGGACAUGGGAGGAGUCCACAGGAGCUGAUGGAGGCUGACAGGGAAGUUCUCCUGAAGCUGGGGAGGCUAGCGUUGGAACAUCUGGAGAAAGGAAACAUCAUGUUCUACCAAGAAGACCUGCAGCAGUGUGAUCUGGAUGUCACAGAGGCCUCGGUGUACUCAGGAGUUUGUACAGAGAUCUUCAAGAGAGAGAGCAUGAUCUUGCAGAAAGCAGUCUACUGCUUUGUUCAUCUGAGCAUUCAGGAGUUUCUGGCUGCAGUCUACAUGUUCCACUGCUUCACCAGCAGGAACACACAGGUGGUGAAGAACUUCCUGGGAGAUAAAUACAGUAAAACAUCUCUGGAUGAGUUCCUGAGGAGAAUCAUGGAUAAAUCCCUCAGCAGUGAAAAUGGCCACCUGGACCUGUUUGCUCGCUUCCUUCAUGGCCUCUCUGUGGAGUCCAACCAGAGACUCUUAGGAGGCCUGCUGGGUCAGACAGAGAACAGUCCAGGAACCAUCCAGAGAGUCAUCACCAACCUGAAGGAGAUGAACACUGAUUAUAUUUCUCCUGACAGAAGCAUCAAGAUCUUCCACUGUCUGAUGGAGAUGAAGAACCUCUCAGUUUAUCAGGAGAUCCAACAGUUCCUGAAAUCAGAGAACAGAUCAGAGGAGCUCUCUUUGUUCCAGUGUUCAGCUCUGGCCUACAUACUGCAGAUGUCAGAGGAGUUUCUGGAUGAGUUGGACCUGGAGAAGUACAACACAUCAGAAUCAGGACAACAGAGACUGGUUCCAGCUGUGAGGAACUGCAGAAAGGCUCGACUAGUGGGCUGUAGGCUCUCACCGACUGAAUGUGAAGUUGUGGCCUCAGCUCUGAAGUCCAACCCUUCCCUGACUGACCUGGAAAUAGAUCAUAUCUAUGGAGGGAGAACCUUUGGAGACUCUGAGAUGAAGCGUCUCUACGCUGUCAGGCUGGGAGGAACGUGUCUGUCCCAGGUAGUGGCAGAGAAGUGGCCAGACCACAUGUCUCUCCACAUAAAGGUGCUGAAGCUGACUCAGCAUUUUGCUCCUCUGCUGCGGGACCAGCAGCUUCUGAUCCACACCGACAACAGGGUCACAGCAGCGGCAUAA
Molecule: messenger RNA, 1212 nt
Organism: Fundulus heteroclitus (mummichog)
Lineage: Eukaryota; Metazoa; Chordata; Actinopteri; Cyprinodontiformes; Fundulidae
Product: NLR family CARD domain-containing protein 3-like
Exons: 3
Coding region: 1-1212 (403 amino acids)
Source: RefSeq, a predicted model, not a curated record